Hydractinia symbiolongicarpus is the source of this 1276-nucleotide messenger RNA. RefSeq lists its product as uncharacterized. The transcript has 3 exons. Gene Ontology annotation, molecular function: protein binding. Lineage: Eukaryota; Metazoa; Cnidaria; Hydrozoa; Anthoathecata; Hydractiniidae. The record is from RefSeq and is a predicted model, not a curated record. The coding region runs from base 449 to 1276 and encodes 275 amino acids.
UAUACAUCAGCACCCUAAGAACAUAAAAAAAUCAAAAAAGUAAUUUUUUCUUAGCACUGAGCAAUAACUAUGACAUAUAACUUUAUUUUCUUGCGCUGAAUUACUGAAUUUGUAUAAUUUGUAUUUCUAGUAAACAGUCAAUAUAAGAAUAAAAAUUCUAACCAAAGAGAAGUAGUAUGUAAUUGGUUGUUUAAUUAAAAAGUAUUUUGAUUAAAACAGAAAAGAGUGAUCAAUAAAACACAAUGGCAGCGAUUAUUUCCAUCUGAUAAUAAGCCAUGCUCAAAGGAGUUUGAUGUACCUCUCUUGGCUGUACUAAUACAAUAUUGUACAACAUUACCACCGCGGCUGGGAGCGCCCAGACCCCACUGAUGUUACUAGCAAGGCACAUUAUGUGUUGUUGGCAUGUGCUUUCAGAAAUUUCUUAUGCCAUUAUGGUAAUCCAUCAGCAAUGCUUUUACCUGAGUUUUCGAAUAAAUGGGAUGAAAUGGAAGAUAUUAUAAACGCCUUAAAAUAUUAUGUAAACACAUAUAAUUUGAAAAUUGGAAGUUUGGACCCACAUUGCAGUACCAUGUUGAAUUAUUUGCAAUCAAAGUUGGAUAACCUACAGAGUGAAAAUAAAAUAAAUGCUUUAAAUAGGCACAGGGAGAUUAAAACACUAAAAGCAGAUAUUAAACUAUUGAAAGUUGUUGUGAAAAAUGUUAAAACUGAGGCAGAAAACAGACAGAAAAGAAUUUUUGAGGAGCUACAUCACUAUGAAAAGACAACAGGCAGAUGUAAUUUGUACACUUUAAAAGCAAAGCUACAAGUUGGUGUUUGUUCACAAUUAAAUGGUGCAUAUUGGGAUGCAAUGGAGUUGUUUCAGGAAGUUCUUGAGCAGCAAAAGGCUGUAUAUGGUGGAUCACACAGUAAAACAUUAAAAACACAGCAAAUUAUUGGAGAGUGUUUAAUACAUCAAGGAAAUUAUUUUGAAGCCUUUUGUAUGUUGUAUGAAACCUAUGAAGCGCAACUGGAACUAUUUGGUUUAUUACAUUCUGAUGUUCUUACAACAAUGAAUUUCAUUGGUGUAAGUUUACGAAAACAGGGAAGGUAUUGUGAUGUGGAUAAUAAAGACCAACUCCAGCUUAAUAGCCAACUUUUGUCUGACACAAACUAUACAGAUAUAGAAAACUAUACCAAUGCCAUGAGCAUUUUUAUUGAUGUGUACAAUCUUCGCAAAGAAUUGUUAGGUGAAAGACACCCUGACACUUUGAUAACAAAAAGAAACAUUGGUAUAUAG